AGGAGGAGGAGGGGGUGGGGUCCUGGCAGGGUGCAAAACGCGCCAAGUUUCCCUGUGGUGGGGGAGUCGGCGACGAGAGUGACCCCCAGAGAGUUCUCGGCAGCGACGAGGGCGGGGUUUUUCCCCCCCGGGACAGGUGCCUCUUGCCUGCCCCUGCCCGCACGCCUUGCCCAUUGGGACGCGGCGGAUCGAGAAGAUGUAGCGGGCACAAUAACCACAGGUUGCAGCAGCGUUGUGUCUGGUGAGAGGGGGAAGAUGCCCGGUGUGUUGCCCGUUGACAGUAAUGGACUUUCAAGAGGCACCCCGACUAAAAAAAGUAGACUGUCCCUGAAGUUUUUUCAGAAGAGAGAAACCAAACGAGCCCUGGAUUUUGCAGAAGUGCCGGAAAAUGAGCAAAAGACUUCAGAAUAUGUGUGUUCUGAAAUUGACCAGGUAGUUCCUGCAGCACGGCCACUUUCACCCGUUCGCAUUGAGAAGAAAGACAACAUGCUGCCCUUUGUGGGUUUGAACAACCUUGGCAACACUUGUUAUCUUAACAGUGUACUCCAGGUGCUCUAUUUUUGCCCUGGUUUUAAAAUGGGAAUGAAGCAAUUAUUUAAUAUCAUUUCAAAAAAGAAGGAUGACACUGAUAAGGGGACCACCAAAGAAAAUUCUCAUGCAAGCUAUGAACUGCUCCACAGUUUACAUUCGUUGAUUGUUUCACUUGAACAGCUUCAGGCCAGUUGUCUCUUAAACCCAGAUAAAUACACAGAUGAACUUGCAGUUCAGCCAAGAAGGUUGCUGAGCACACUGAGAGAGCUGAACCCUAUGUAUGAGGGAUAUUUGCAGCAUGAUGCCCAAGAAGUAUUGCAGUGUAUUCUGGGGCAUAUUCAAGGAACAUGUCAGCUUUUGAUGGAAGAGCUAAAGCACAAAUCACCGCAAGAGCCUAUGUGCAACCUGGAAAAAGAGACCAAACAGAAUAAAAGCAGUAGUGCCAUUGUGGAGGAAGGUGGCCAUGAGCUGGAUGGCCAAGCUGAAAAGGAUUGGGCGGACAGAACAAAAGGAAAGGCAAAGAGGAAAAGUGAUGUGGAAAGUGGCAAUGAAAAGAAAAAAUCCAAAGUGUCCCAAGAGAAAGUGGGAGGUGAAGAAGUUCCGAGACAGACUCGGUCAAGGAGGAGAGCACUGGAGGAAAAAGUGGAAAACCAUUUUGAACCUUACGUUAAUGAAAUGAAGAUGCAACAUGAAAGUGAAAAUACAAAGCCAACCCAUAAGAAAUCAAAGCUUAGAUUAAAUUGGUUAAAAUCUUCCAGUAAUCAGCCUAGUAUUCUGUCUAAAUUCUGUAGUCUGGGAAAGUUGACAACAAGCUUGGGGCUCAAAGAACCAGUCAGAGAAAUGGACAGUAGCGACUUUUCAGACAAUUCCUUCAAAUAUGAAAAAGGUAGCCAGAUAAGAGGAGAACACUGUGAUGCCUCAUUUCCGGGGGAAGGCACUGCUGAAAAAGAAGUCGAAAAACAAGAUAAGAGAGAAUUAGCUGAUUUUGAUUUAGUGGAGAGACUCUUCCAGGGUCAGUUGGUGUUGAGAACACGAUGCUUAGAGUGUGAGUGUUUCACAGAGAGAAGGGAAGACUUCCAAGAUAUCAGUGUGCCAGUGCAAAAAGAUGAAAUUUCAAAAGUGGAAGAGAAUUCUGAAACUUCUCCAGAACCAAAAACUGAAGUAAAAACUCUGAAGUGGGCAAUCUCCCAGUUUGCUUCUGUGGAGAGGAUUGUGGGAGAAGACAAAUAUUUCUGUGAAAACUGCCGACAUUAUGCAGAAGCAGAACGAAGUCUUCUUUUUGAUAAACUGCCUGAAGUCAUCACAAUCCACCUGAAAUGCUUUGCUGCUAGUGGCUUAGAAUUCGAUUGUUAUGGUGGACUCUCAAAGAUAAAUACACCUUUACAGACACCUCUCAAGCUAUCAUUGGAUGACUGGAGCAUAAACCCAGGCAACGAAAUCUAUGGAUUAUUUGCAGUGGUGAUGCACAGUGGCAUUACUAUCAGCAGUGGACACUACACAGCUUCUGUUAAAAUUACAAGUCUUGAUAGCUUAGAAUUAGAUAAGGAUAAUUUCAUCACAGAUGCUUUUUGUAAAAUUUGCCCAGAGCCACUUAAUGAACGAGAAGCCAGAGCUAUUACUGAGGACUAUGAUGACGGUGAGGUUUCCUUUAGGAUUGGUGGAAAUGGGCAGCUGAAUAAAGGACUGAACAAAAAGAAUACAGAAACGGUUGGGCUUCUUGGAGGACAGAAAAGCAAGUCGAACUGUGAUUUGCCCAUUAACAGGGCAACACAUUCUGAGAAGAUAAGUAACAUGAUCACUGAAUGUAAAUAUCAUGAAUUCAGCCAUGCUAAAGAAAUCAUGGAAUUUGAACACUGUGAGCAAACCUGUGCUACUUUUAAUGGAGUAGAAAACAAAACAAUGCAUAUAAUGCAGAGCCUGAAAGAAUAUGAGGGUAAGUGGUUACUUUUUGAUGAUUCUGAAGUGAAAGUCAUAGAGGAAAAGGACUUCCUUAACUUCUUAUCCCCUAUUUCAUCAUCUACUUCUACUCCUUACUUGUUGUUUUAUAAGAAAAUUGUAGACUGAUGUUACAUUAUUAUGUAAGCUUUUUUAAAAUCAGUUUGGCACUGAAGAGCACCUAAUGGCAUUUCUGAGGCUGCAGAAUUAAAUUCGUUAGUCUCUGACUCUAAAUAAAUUUAUAUCGUCACGUUUUAAAAGUGAAUAAUUCACCUUUUAGAUUCUAUACAAAGUAAUCUAGUAAUGCAAAUCUGUAUGUAUCCUGUUGAAUACAUGAUGUCUUAAAAGCACAGUAGUAUAUAAAACUACGAUACACUACUUGUAUAUUAACUUCAAAGAAAAUAAAUUUAUUCAUAUUCAUGUCCUUGGAUCAAUUUGUAGCAGAUGAUAAAAGUUUUCUCAUAAGGAGAAAAUGUCUGCCCCCCCAAACUGUGUUUCUGUAUACAAGUUGAGAUUGAAAAGCUCCAUUUACCCCUGCCCCCAGUUCCUCAUUUUCUCAAAAUAAAGCAGAGAAAAUGGGCUGAAUAUUCAUCCCAUUACAGUGCUUUGGCUUUUAUUUAUAUUUAAAUAAUUGACGGCUUUAUUGUUGGUAUUCCAACUAUUUUGUGUUAUUUUUAAAUAAAGAAUUGAGGCUUAUGCUUAGAGGUAUCUCAGACAGCUGUGUUCUUAAUGCAGAAGGUGUAA
This is a messenger RNA of Pogona vitticeps (central bearded dragon), 3210 nucleotides long. It is a transcript of the gene USP1, whose product is annotated as ubiquitin specific peptidase 1. The record is from RefSeq and is a predicted model, not a curated record. Gene Ontology annotation, cellular component: nucleus; cytosol. Gene Ontology annotation, molecular function: cysteine-type endopeptidase activity; cysteine-type deubiquitinase activity. Gene Ontology annotation, biological process: regulation of DNA repair; protein deubiquitination. Lineage: Eukaryota; Metazoa; Chordata; Lepidosauria; Squamata; Agamidae.